AUGGCACGCGCUGUACCACCAGGCUCCAUUGAAUGCAAUGGCGCAGUUGCGUUUUGUGUCAUGAUCAUUAUCGCGAUCUCUAGUGGCCUGAAAAAAAAUUGUGCUGACAUUUACGAAGCUGGGGAAAGAAGAGAUGGUAUGUACACCAUAAAACCUGAUAACUUACAUGCCUUUGAUGUAUUCUGUGACCAAACAACGGAGGGUGGAGGAUGGACUGUGUUCCAGAAGAGACUGGACGGCUCGGUUGAUUUCUACCGCUACUGGAACGACUACAAACGUGGCUUUGGUGACCUGUGUGGUGAGUUUUGGCUCGGACUGGACAAGAUUCACCGUCUGACCUCAGAUGAUAAAAACGUGCUACGUGUAGACUUGGAAGACUUUGAAGGGAACACAGCUUAUGCUGAGUAUAACUUGUUUGGUGUUAUGAGUGAGAAAGACAAGUACAAGCUGAUCCUUGAUUCUUAUUCAGGAAAUUCUGGUGACUCUCUUGCUGUGCAUCGCGAUAUGCCAUUCACCACUAGAGAUCAAGAUAAUGACAUUCGGAGGGAUCACAACUGCGCCAUUAAGUUCAAAGGAGCCUGGUGGUACACGAGGUGUCACCAAUCAAAUCUCAAUGGCUUGUAUCUUCGUGGAAAUCACUCUUCCUUUGCUGAUGGAGUGAACUGGCUUCAUUGGAGAGGAUAUAAUUACUCCCUCAAGAGAACCGAGAUGAAAAUGAGACCAGUGGAUUUCUGAACUGUCAUGUUCGUGGCACAACAAUGAUACAGUAUCAACUUAACAAAAAAAACCAGUUCCUCGAUCGAGUCCAUUCAGCAUUUAAUAAUCACUAUUAAAUUGCAGCUUAGCGAAAGGUUCGUCGCAAUGUUCGAGCUUGUUUAGGGUUUUUCUUGCUUCUUUGUGUGCGUUUUUCAAAAUAGGAGUAAAUGAUUCCGUAGAAUCGGCCAGUUAACCGAUAAUAAUAAUAAUAAUAAUAAUAAUAAUAAUAAUAAUAAGUAGCUCAGGAAAAAUACGUCUUUAAUCGUUUCUCAAAAACAGAAACUGGUGGACUCAAUAUAAGAUUUAUGGGUGAGACAUUCUGUAGCCUGGGGGCAGCGGCUGAAAAGACCCUGUCUCCAUAAAAUUUUAGGUGGGUGUUUGGUGUUUACAAGAGCUAUCCUCGAAUCUAAGUGGCUUGUAUCAUUAUAGCCAUCACGACUCUAUGCUCCUUCAUUAUAUAUCGGUUUUGACUCGUAUUUUCACUUAACGGAACACAAAGCGAUCACACAGUCUUCAUUUUUUCAAAGUUAACCAGAAGACUAAACCCAGUCGCUAAUUCAGUUCAAGUUCCCUUUGAUUUCUAUAACGAAACCCCAAACAAUUAACCAAUGUUUUGACCCUAAAGAACGCUAUCAGAAAAACAAAUAUUUCAAGUUGCACUGGAAUGCGAUAACGUAAUGUUGAUGAUUCUAAAAUGCUUCAUAUAUUGCUUUUAUUUGUAUUUUCUUAGCUGUUGUUAAAGUAAAGACCUUACACUGUUAUUAAUAACAUAUUGCACUCUUAAUCAUAAGAACACAUCGUCACGCCCAAGCUCCAUUUUGUAGAUAUGGCUCAUCAGCUGAUUAUGUUACGAACUAAGUUUGUAGAAAUACCAAAUGUGAGGAUGAGUAGGUAA
Pocillopora damicornis (cauliflower coral) is the source of this 1651-nucleotide messenger RNA. RefSeq names its product microfibril-associated glycoprotein 4-like. Lineage: Eukaryota; Metazoa; Cnidaria; Anthozoa; Scleractinia; Pocilloporidae. The record is from RefSeq and is a predicted model, not a curated record.